AUGAGGCAAUGGGAUGCAGUCACCAAAACCUAUACGAAAACAAAAUUAUCUCAAAUGGAGUAUUACAGUUACCGCAUAUUUAAACGUGCAGAAGAAUAUUCAACCAUCUUAAGAGCCGGAAAACUUUUUCAAGAGUUCUUAGUUGAUGCAUGGGCUGCUACAGAGCAAAGUAAGUUGGCAUGGCUCAGAUUCAACCAACCAACUCUGCGUUCUGACAUCUACAGUUGCAUUGCAGAUAUGACAAAUGCGGAUUUAAAUCCGGUGAUAGAGAGUGUCACUGAUCGUCCUGGUUUGGUAGCUCGAGUUUUUGAGCUGAAGAGAAAAGCAUUGAUGAAAGAAAUAAAGGAAAAAAAGGUGUUCGGCACGGUGGUCGCCCAUGUUUAUACCAUCGAGUUUCAAAAACGUGGGCUACCACAUAUGCAUGCUCUUAUAUUUUUGAAAGAUUCGGAAAAAAUUCGUACGACAGACAUGGUUGAUAAAUUUAUUUCGGCUGAAUUUCCUAAUGAGAUAAAUGACCCAAUACUGUUUGAUACCGUAAGCAAAUGUAUGGUUCAUGGUCCAUGUGGAGAGCGAGAUCCAUAUGCAGCGUGUAUGGAAAAAGGAAAAUGUACAAAAGGAUAUCUUAAGAAGUACACCGACACAACAACUUUGGACGAGGGAAUAAGAGCUGUAAAAUAUAUUAGAAAAUACAUUUACAAAGGUGGUGACCGAGCUACGAUGGUUUUGGGAGAACAUGACGAGAUUCAACAAUAUAUUGAUGCGAGGUACAUUGGACCACAUGAGGCUGUAUGGCGUUUGAUUGAGUACCACUUGCAUGAAGAAUAUCCUGAUGUACAACGGUUGGCAAUUCAUUUACAGAAUAGGCAACGAGUUGUUUAUAACACAAGGAAAUCAAUGACCUCGGUUAUACGAACAUCACAGGAACAUAUGACGAAUUUGAUGGGUUAUUUUGAAUAUUCUGCUAAAAAUCCUAAUGCUCCGGCAUAUACUUAUCAACAGUUCCCGCAACACUUUGUAUGGUGUAAAAGGGUUAAACAGUGGAAAAUUAGACAAAAAGGAUUUGCAAUUGGAAGAAUGUAUUUUGUUACCCCUAACGCUGGAGAGUUGUACUACUUACGUAUGUUACUCACAACUGUUAGAGGUGCUAAUUCUUUUGAAGACUUGAAGACUGUAAGUAAUGGAGACGUAGACGAGGUGCACAAUACAUUUCAAGAUGCAUGUAUUUCACUUGGGAUUUUAGCACAUGAUGGAGAAUCGGAAAAAUAUCUUCAAGAAGCAGUGGUUAUGCAAACUGGAAAUCAACUGAGGAAACUAUUUUGUAUUAUCCUAUCGCAAUGUAAUCAAUCAAGACCGGAGGUGUUGUGGGCGAAAUUUGGAAUGAAUAUAUGUGAUGAUCUACCACAGAGAUUGCGAACAAGGUUUAACAUCCAGAAUCCAACAGAUGAACUGGCAAUGGAUUACGGAUUAUACCUGUUGGAUCAACUGCUUCAACGAUCUGGAAAAAAACUAGAAAAAUAUGAAUCAAUGCCGAGACCAAGACAUGAUUGGGGUCAAAUAGUAGGUAACAAAUACAUUUGGGACCAUAGACAACUUCAGUUUGCAUUAAGUGAUUCGGUGAUUCAGUCAGAUAUUGAGAAAUUGAAUGUCGCACAACGUUCGGCGUACAAUGCGAUAGUGGAUUCUGUGAAUGAUCGCAAUGGACGAAUGUUUUUUCUGAAUGGCAGUGCAGGGACUGGAAAAACUUUUUUGUACAACACAAUAGCAAGAAGAUGUCGUAAAGAUGGAAAAAUAGUCUUAACUGUUGCUUCAUCUGGUAUCGCUUCACUACUUCUUGAUGGAGGUCGAACGGCACAUUCCACUUUUAAGAUUCCAUUUGAAGUCCAAGACGAUAACAGUAUUAGUAUUAGUAAAGACUCGGAUUAUGCCCAGCUGCUUAAAGAAGUAAGAUUGAUCAUAUGGGAUGAAGUUUCAAUGCAACAUAGAUUUUGUGUGGAAGCAGUUGAUCGCCUACUACGAGAUAUUCGCAGUGAUGACAGACACUUUGGAGGUGUAACAGUCGUCUUGGGUGGAGACUUUAGACAAACUUUACCAGUGGUCUCGAAUGCAAGUCGAGAACAAACUGUUGGAGCAUCUAUAAGAGGUUCAUUGCUUUGGGAUUACAUUACUGUCUUGACGUUAAACCAAAAUAUGCGAUUGGAGCAGGAAUCGGAAAAUUUGGAGUUUGCUGACUACUUGCUUGAGAUUGGAACGAACCCUAAAGAGGUUGUUAAUUUGCCAUCGACAAUGGGUAGAUGUCAAAACAUGCAUGAGCUAAUAUCUUCGGUGUAUCCUCUGUUGGUAAUAGACGAACCAAUGUCACCCAAAUACUUAACCGAGAGGAUCAUUUUAUCUCCACUUAAUGAAUACGUCCAUAAGAUUAAUAUGGAUGCAUUAGAAAGAUUACAUGGGGAGACUUACACGUAUUUUGCUGCUGACAAAAUGAUUCGGGAUGAUCAUGGAAGGGAUUCGGAUUUUACAACUGAAUUUCUCAACAAUUUAAGUCCACCAGGAACACCUCCAUUUAAGCUGGACCUCAAAGUUGGAUGUACCAUCAUGUUGCUGAGAAAUCUGGCACCGAAAGAAGGCCUUUGUAAUGGUACAAGACUGGUGGUGACGAGGUGCGGACGACACGUGAUUGAAGCUAAAAUCAUAAUGGGAGAAAAAGCUGGUGAAGUAGUAUUCAUCCCUAGAAUAACUUUUCAACCUUCAGCUUCAGAGCUAAACAUACAAAUGGAAAGACGUCAAUUUCCCAUACGCGUUGCAUAUGCGAUGACUAUUGACAAAUCCCAGGGACAAUCGGUGAAGUAUGUGGGAAUUGAUUUACGUACUCCAGUAUUUAGUCAUGGUCAGCUAUAUGUCGCAUUGUCCAGGUGUACUGCUGCAAGGAGAAUUACUUUAUUAUUUCCAAAUGAAUCAAAUGUGUCUUUAGAUCCGGUAACAAAAAAUGUAGUGUAUCCUGAAGUAUUAUUAUAG
This is a messenger RNA of Papaver somniferum (opium poppy), 3012 nucleotides long. RefSeq lists its product as uncharacterized. Gene Ontology annotation, molecular function: DNA helicase activity. The coding region runs from base 1 to 3012 and encodes 1003 amino acids. The transcript has 4 exons. Gene Ontology annotation, biological process: telomere maintenance; DNA repair. Lineage: Eukaryota; Viridiplantae; Streptophyta; Magnoliopsida; Ranunculales; Papaveraceae. The record is from RefSeq and is a predicted model, not a curated record.